Messenger RNA from Anopheles stephensi (Asian malaria mosquito), 6410 nucleotides. It is a transcript of the gene rod, whose product is annotated as kinetochore-associated protein 1. Lineage: Eukaryota; Metazoa; Arthropoda; Insecta; Diptera; Culicidae. Gene Ontology annotation, cellular component: RZZ complex; cytoplasm; kinetochore microtubule. The record is from RefSeq and is a predicted model, not a curated record. The transcript has 10 exons. Gene Ontology annotation, biological process: mitotic spindle assembly checkpoint signaling; mitotic sister chromatid segregation; protein localization to kinetochore involved in kinetochore assembly. Gene Ontology annotation, molecular function: small GTPase binding. Bases 130 to 6291 code for a protein of 2053 amino acids.
AGCGGUCCUUUUCGUUAGCGGUUCUUCCAUUGUUUUGUCUCCGUCGCUUGCAACGAAAACUUCGAUUCCGAUUGUUCGUUCUUUAAUUUUGGUUGUUUUCCGUUCCCGUUUCCAUCGUCCGUAAAAAAAAUGUGGUCUUGCGUUGAACCGGUUUCAUCGAUCGAUGAAUCAAUCGUUGGAGUGUUCUGUACCAGUGGAUUGUUGCGAAUUUCAUCCCAGGAAACGGUCCUGAAAACUCCAACCAUAAAUGGAAUAUUGCAAAACAAUCGAUUGGUCAUAUCGAUCGACAAUGCGUUGAUACUGUACGAGGACGAAAAACGCUGCCAGCAGGGCCAGUUUGUUGACGCUGGGUAUCCGGUGGAAGUGAUUGCCGUAUCGGCGAGUGGAAACAUCAUCGUGAGCGGCCUCUCGAACGGUACCAUCGUGGUGCUGCACAUAUCGGGUGUUAUUGUGUUUGCAGUCGAAUUGCCAAACACCGAUGCGACAGUCGGAGGGACCACCUUCGCCGGUAUAUACGAUGAAGGCAAUGGACGCUUUUUGCUCCACACGACAAAAGGAUUGCUGCACAGACUCGUCCUGGAUGAGGGUGCAAUCGUUGAAUCGAUUGCUUCUGGUAGCUAUCAGCAGAAAGAUACGGUCCAGUUUGCACAGUACGAGAAGCUGAUUGGAAAGCAGUUCAAAGACCCGAUCGUGUGCUUCAUUCCGAUCCGCCAGUACAGUGUGGGAAGAGACGGUAGCCGCACUCUGCCGCUCGUUGCGGCUGCAAACCAACAUUCGAUUUACUUUUACCGUGAGGCAAACGCUGAAACUGUUCCACUGAAGCCGGAGUACAAUGGUGUGAAAAAGAUGUUUACACUAAUGGGCUGCAAGUAUGCACUAACCUACAGUGGUCAGCUGUUUGAAAUAUGUCCACUAACGAAACUGAUGUCCGAAUUGCCGUGCUCGUUUCGCAUCGAGCAGCUCGUCAUAUUGGAAGCUACCGGGGAAAUUAUCGAACUGCUCAUCACCACCAAGCCCGACACCAAUGGAAAGAUUCUGAUGAAAAUCGUCAGCUUUCCGUCAAUGGAAAUUCGUCAGGAAAUGGAAAUGUCCGAGCACACCUGGCUGGUGCAGCAGCCGAAAAAUUCCGCCAACAUCUACUACAUCGCCGGCCUAACGCACCAGGAACCGGUGGUGCAGGAGUUCGAGCUGAAAAUACUGUCCGAAACCGACCCUUCGCUGCGGCUGAUAAAGUUGAUCAAAAUCGGACGCCUGGAUGAGGCGGAAGAGUUUGCCAAACAGUUCGAGCUGGAUGUGCAGCUGGUGCACCAGGCACGUGCCAAGCUGCUGCUCGACGCUCUCGGCACCUCGCCCAACGCCGAGGACACGUUCCGCAGGCUGAUGCAGGUUUUGGCGGACGUUACCGAUCCACAGUUUCUGACCUCCGUGCGGGACGCUAGCAUUGCGGAUAGGAACAUGAAGAAGCGCUUCUUGCAGUUUCUGCUGGCGAAAGUGUCAGCUGCACAGAACGUUGAGAUGGAUUCGGUGAUCGAUAUCAACGAGCGGUUGCUACGGAUGGAAACGCUCAAGCUGAUCGAUCCGUACGAGAUCGACCAAGACUGGCAGCAGUUUGUGUACCACGACAGUCUGUUGCAGCUGUGCACCGAACUGUUUCAGAAGGAUAUGGACGCGGCUUGCCUGAUUUGGUCGCGGCACAUCGCCUGCAUACUGCCCCAGCUCGAUGACACCAAGGUGGCGCUUUUGCUGCGUGCCAUCCCGAAGGAAACGUCCCCAUUGCACGUGGUCCAGUGGUUGCUUCAUUUCGUCGGCCCGAUCCUGCACCACCAACCGCAGCUAAUGCAUCUGCUGGUACAGUUCAUUGUGACGCGUGCGAAAUCCUUCCAAAAGCUGGCCGGCUGGCCCAUGAUCGGUCUAACGUUCAUCGAGGAUGUGAUCAAGCUGCUGCAGGAGGUUAAGUUCCCGCUGGUCGAUCUGCGGCUCCAGUACGACAGCAACAUGGCGGAGCUGCAGCGGAUGGCGCGGGCCCUACGCGAUCUCGUCACCCUCAAGCAGCAGUUCAAUCUGCAGGCAAGCCUCGACUGCUACAUGCAGGAGGAUGUGAACAGUACCGCGUUCCGGUUGCUGCAGAUCACGCCGCUCAACCUGCUCGCCCGCAUCGUGACCGAGUUUCUGUACCAGUUUUUCAUCGGCAAGGAGCAGCUGCUGUACGAUCAGAUCGUACGGUACGUGAUGUUUCUGCUCGCCAACCAGCACAACAGCUUCUGGGAUCAGCGGUGCGUCACGCUGGUCGAGCUGCUGUACGACGAACCGCUGCAGCUGCAGACGGUGCUCGCUAUCUUGCGUGCCGCACCCGUACCGUGGUCACCGGCCAUCGCUUCGCUGAUGCGGUACGCGGCGAGCGAUCUCCCGAUCGCGGCAGAAAUAACGACCGAGCAGAACACGCAGACGAUCAAGUGUUUGAAGGUGAAGUACGGCUGGAGCCUGAAGGCACUGAUCAACAUCCGGCUGCUGGUGCAGCGCGUGCUGAAGCUGCACCUUCCGGAGAUGCUGGCCGACAUUCAGGCGAUCGUGAAAACCAAUCCGGCGCUCGCGUUUACCACCGACGUGAGCGUCAUUUUGAAGCUGGCCGAGUAUGGGGACGUCAUUGCGGCGGCACAGUAUGUGGAUGGGUUGGAGAGGAAGCGGCGAGACGAUUGCUGCCGGAGCAGCAUCGCGAUGAUGAUUCGCAUGAUUGAUGGUGGAAAAAUUUCAAACGACACUGCAAUGGCGUACCUGGAAGCGCUGAACAUGCUGAAGCGACGUGCCAACCCCGACCAGCAGUCGGCCAUCCAGCAGAUCGUCAGCAUCGUCCAGCUGCGGACCGAGUUCCGAUUGGUCGUGUCCUGCCUCAGCUACGCCAGCCCAACCGAACGAACCGGACUGCUUCUCACCGGCAUCCGAUACAUCCUUCACAAGCUGCAGGGGAAUCGCGACCAGUUUCUUGAUCUGCUGCUCGGUGCGAUGAGACGCCUCUCGUCUCUGUUGCGCAUCAGUCUGCUAAACGCCCUGUACGAGCUGAUGGCACUGCUGAGGAACGUUCAUCUGAGCUGUCUGCUGGCGGGCCAGCUGGUCGAAAUGGCCGACCUACGGCAACCGGGAGCGUUCCAUUCGGUGCACCGGAUCGUUUCGCUGCUGCUCGUGCAACAGAUGCGCAGCAUGCAGUCGAACGAUUGUUACGCCUGGAUGGAAGAUCCACUGACCUUUCCCGUGUGCCGGGAGCUGCUAAACCAAGCGGCAACCGACUGCCCGAAGCAGGUAGCUGUCCGACUGGAGCUUUUGCGCUGGAUUCAACUCGGUGCCCGGUACUAUCCGGUUGGUGUUGGAGAAGAAUUUGGCAAACGCACGGCCAUCCCCGAAACGGUGUUUAACGCCCUGUACGAGCGCCUCGCGGACGAUGGCAUGCCGAAACAGACCAAUGGUACGAAUGGAGCUGCACCUGCCAAAGCGAAGCGUGAAUCACUGUCCGCGUUCGAUGUGGUGAAUGAUGAGUUUGAUCAGGUGAGCGUACCACGCAACCGGCACGUACAGGAGCAGGAAACGAUCGUGCACUGCGUUGGGUUUGCGCUGCAGAUGGUUCUGCUGCGCGUGAAAGAGGACGCACGAUCGAGUGGCACGUUCGCGCACCUCCUGGCCCUGAUAGGGCCGCUGGAUGAGGUGGCCGUCUCGACCGCGUUUCAAGCCGCUCUUGACGGGUUGAUCCGUGCCAAGCAGUACCCGCCCGUUAUCGGGCUCGUGCACAUGCUGCGUUCGUACCAACCGACCGUCGGGCUACUGAUUCCUGCUCCGUACGCGGAGAAUGUUUGCCGUAAGGCAAUCAAGUACAUGCUCUCGCAAAAGGAACCCAAUUAUAGCAGUGCCAUCAUGACACUGUUUACGUGCGAGCAACGUGACGCCUGCCUAGAGUAUCUGCGCACCAAUCUGAUGAAUGAAUCGCAACGCAUCGCCCUGCACACGAUGCUCGAGUUCUACUACUUCACCAUCGGCCAGGAGGAAAAGGCGGUCGAGGAGCGUAACCAGCGGCUCCGCUACACGCUGUUCUACGAGCUGUGCAAACUGGAUCCAUCGCUCAAGGCGAAGAAAUCCUUCAUCUUCCACUCGCAAUCGGAUCUGAUGAAAGAGCUGAAGCAGAAGGUGAUCAGCGUUGAGCUGUUGCGCAAGUUAAGCGAUGCCUUCGGCUGGGACUAUCAGCAGAUGCUCGUGUCGCAGGUGAUAACGCUGCUCGGCCAGCAGGAGCUAACGUUUACCGUGCGCACCGAUGCGUACGGCCAGGAGGCGAUCGUUAUUCACCAGAGCGCGGAAACGAUGCUGGCCCAGCUGCAACCGUACCUGGCGGAAAUCGACAACCAGCUGCUGCUCUGCACCAAGCUGACGAAGUACAUGGAGCAGGCGAACGGAUACUUCUACGAGCAGUACUUCUGCAUCCUCGAGAUGCUGGCCCAGUACAGCGAGACGAAGGACGACAUUGCGAGCUGGCGCACGAUGCUCGGCUUCCUCACGAAUCAGCUGACCGGGCGCCGGCGGCAGCGACCAGGUCAGACCGAGCUGGACGCCUGGACGCGGCUACAUUCGGAUGGGGACAUGCUGCCGGAAAUUGCCAAGUAUCGGUACCCGUUCAUGCUGAUUCUGCGCCAACCGCUGAAGGUGCUGCUGAAGGAGGACAUUUCGAUCGAGAACUAUCACAAGCUGCUGAUACUGGUGUCGAUGAAGGCGUCGGCGGAAGGUUUGGAUGGGCAGGAGAUGAACGAUUACUUCUGCCGGUCGGCCGUCAUCAAUUCGCUCAAUGAGUACAAGAUACAGAACAGGGAAAAGACGCAACACUCCGAAUGGCACCGGCAGUCGAAGAACAAAGCGUUUCUUCAGUCGAUACUUCGCAUCGUGGACAGUGUGUGUGACCUGUCGAUCAAGCUCUACAUCCUGUACUACAUCACCUGCAACGCGCUCGAUGGGGACGAUCAGGUGAGCGCCGCGUACGCUUGCUACCAGUUUGCCCGCAAGCACGAACCGAUGCUGAUCGGCAACCCGGAAGCGAAGGACAAGAUCGAGAAGAUUUACCGCAAGUAUCCGGUGCUGAAGACGCAACAGCUGCUCCAGCAGAACGGCGUCACGGACGAGAAGCAGUACCAGCUGGUGAAAAACCCCCACGAGCUGAUCCAGGCCCUGUACACCGAAUCCUGCUUCCAGAAGGUGAACGUAAACGAGCUGGCCACCAUCAUCGGCCAGCUGCACGAUCUGGACGUGGAAGCGAUCCAGAUGGGACUGUUGCAGAAGUGGCUCACCAUGUUCGGUGGGUCCGGUAUGGUGGCUGGCGCGGACGGUUUCAGCAACGGCAGCGGCAUGCUCGAGGAAACGCUCUACGACGAUCAUAACCUGUCCGGUGCGAGCCAGGAGGAUGACUCGAACGUGCACGAGUGUAUGGCGCGUGCGUACUACAUCCUCAGCAGCUGGCAGCGGUCGAAGAGCGUCGAGUUUCUGGUGGCCGAACUUAACGCCAGCCUGGACGCGUCGAACGGCACAUCGGACGUGAGCAAACAGCUGCAGAUCUACCAGUGCUUCAGCAAGCUGGUCGAUGACGACUGUACGACGUACCGGGAGUUCUUUACCCAGCGCCGGUACGUUGCGCUCAAGUGUGUCCACCUGCUGAAAGCGCUCGGCAUGCAUACGAUCUCGGUCGCACGGUUCGAGGAGGCGGACAAGAUGGCAAUGCUGAAAAUGCUGUGGCAAUCGCACGCCACCAACCCGAAAGGGUUGGAGGUGUUGGCGCUCAUCUGCAUCGGGUACGGCAUAUACGUGCCACAGAUCUGGAACGGCAUACUCAAGCAGAUGGCCCGGUUGGGGCUGGUGGGCAACCUGUGCGCCCUGAUCGAUAUCGUCACGGCUCACCGGCAGCUGUUCGGGCUGGAAGGAUACCGGAUGGCUUGGGAGCUGCUCAUUAAGGAACCGUUCCGUAGUGCCAAUCGGGAACAGUCGCUUACGGAGGACGCACUGCUCGCCCGUUCGCUCGUCAUGGUACAAAAGUGUCCGAUUUCGUUCCGCCUGAAUCUGGUCGAAAUUGCGGACGUUUGUGUGAACGUGAAUCGGAUCAGUAUGGCCGCCGUACUGCUGGGCUUUUGCGACGAAGCGCAACGGGAAGCGCUCAAGAAGCUAAUUGCAACGAUCGCUGUGCCCAACCUGCACGAUCAAAUACGGGAGCUGGAAGAGUUUGGGCUGGCCACCACGAUCACGAAAGCCGUCUGCCGGGAACUGAUGGCUUAAGUGGGAGUUCCCCUGUUUGCCACCGGACAACCGUACAAAACACCGGCCACCGUUUGCGCGUAUCAUAGACUAUAUAUUUUUCUUCUUUUUUUAAAAAAUAAAUAACUAUUAACAUGAAA